Molecule: messenger RNA, 1079 nt
Organism: Ziziphus jujuba (common jujube)
Lineage: Eukaryota; Viridiplantae; Streptophyta; Magnoliopsida; Rosales; Rhamnaceae
Product: NAC domain-containing protein 83
Exons: 3
Coding region: 203-946 (247 amino acids)
Biological process (GO): regulation of DNA-templated transcription
Molecular function (GO): DNA binding
Source: RefSeq, a predicted model, not a curated record
UUUCGCCCUCCAUCCAAACAAGUCUUCCUUUCUGUCCCUCCUCCAUUUCUCACAUCGAAACAUUUAUUCUAAUAAUCCUCCAUGGAUUUCUUUUGCUUCAAUCCUCCUCUUCUUCUACUUAUUGGUUGAGUAUAUAUACAUAUGUACUCUGACUGAUCUUGAGGAGAUUAAUCAUAUAUAUAUAUAUAUAAUAUUGAACAAUAUGGAAAAAAGCUCCAACUUUGUCAUCAAUGGAGGCCUCAAAUUGCCCAUUGGAUACCGCUUCCAUCCCACUGAUGAAGAACUCCUCCUUCACUAUUUGAAAAAGAAGGUCCUCAACAUUCCAUUGCCUGCUUCUGUUAUUCCCGAGUUUGAUGUUUUCCAGGCUCACCCAUAUGACUUGCCUGGUGAUUUGAGGGAAAAGAGGUAUUUCUUUUACAACCAGAAGAGAAAUGUGAAUGAUGAAAUGUGCAAGAGAGUUUCUGGGUGUUCUGGUUAUUGGAAGCCUGUUAUUGGUAAAGAAAAGCAGAUUGUUGCUUCUGAUAAUAAUGAUCAGAGAAACAGAGCUUUUGGGGUCAGAAAAACUCUGCUUUUCCGUGAAAGGAAGCGACCGCGUGGGAGACAAACUCGUUGGGUUAUGCAUGAAUAUCAUCUUCUAGGCUUAGGAAUAAACCCAAACUCAUUUUCCCAGAAAUUUGAAAUGGAAGUGGGAGAGUGGGUUAUCUUUCGUAUCUUUCAGAGAAGAAGGAGGCCUAGAAAUUAUGGAAUUGUUUCUCAGCCACCAAACACCAAAAGAACUAAGAUAACGGAUAUGAUUAGACCAAGUUAUUUGGAUUACACAGUAGAAAACGUCUCUGUUUCAGGUCCACCAUCACCCUGUUUGUCAUUUUCUAGUGGAGUCACUGAAAUCUCUUUCGAUGGAGUAGUAGAUGAUCAAGAGGAAAACAGUAAUCCAAACCUUUUAUAGGUUUUUAAUUUCUUUAAUAUUUCUUGUAUCAGAGAGAGGUUUCAAGCUUUCUGGAAUAGCAUUUGUAAGCGAUUUAAUACCCAAUUGUCGUUCUCAAAAAUAAAUGAGCAAAGAAGGUGAAAAAAAAAACAAA